Neltuma alba is the source of this 1678-nucleotide messenger RNA. RefSeq names its product probable beta-1,4-xylosyltransferase IRX10L. Bases 217 to 1467 code for a protein of 416 amino acids. The record is from RefSeq and is a predicted model, not a curated record. Gene Ontology annotation, molecular function: glucuronoxylan glucuronosyltransferase activity; 1,4-beta-D-xylan synthase activity. NCBI's taxonomy places the organism in Eukaryota, Viridiplantae, Streptophyta, Magnoliopsida, Fabales, Fabaceae. Gene Ontology annotation, biological process: glucuronoxylan biosynthetic process; plant-type secondary cell wall biogenesis. The transcript has 4 exons.
GGAGCCUCAAAGCCCAAACGCUAAGAAAUCUCCCACAACUACUUUGCCCUGUGACGUCUUAACUUUCGUCCUCUUCUUCUGCUGACUAAAAUUGACUUCCUUUCGUUCUUUUACUCGUCUAUCACAGCUAUAUUUUUGUGACCAGCUUUCCUCUUCUUCCGUGUCUAUCAGUGAGAUUCCUCGAAUUAAAACUUCCUGGGGAAUCAAAAAUUCAAAAUGAAUAGUAGGAAAUGGGGUUUCGUUGGGCUUCUUUGUGUUGCUUUCCUCUGUACAAGUGGUGCUGUCGAGCGAGGUCGAAAUCAACCUACUGAAAGAAUUUCAGGUAGUGCUGGUGAUGUACUAGAAGACGAUCCAGUGGGAAGGUUGAAGGUUUUUGUUUAUGAACUCCCUAGCAAAUAUAAUAAGAAAAUUCUGCAAAAGGAUCCAAGAUGCCUCACUCAUAUGUUUGCAGCUGAAAUCUUUAUGCAUAGAUUUCUCUUAUCUAGUCCUGUUCGAACCCUUAAUCCUGAAGAAGCUGAUUGGUUUUACACCCCAGUAUACACCACCUGUGAUUUGACACCUAAUGGACUUCCUUUACCUUUUAAAUCACCGAGAAUGAUGAGAAGUGCUAUACAGCUUAUUUCUUCAAACUGGCCUUAUUGGAAUCGGACAGAAGGGGCGGAUCAUUUCUUUGUGGUUCCUCAUGACUUUGGUGCAUGUUUCCAUUAUCAAGAAGAGAAGGCGAUUGAAAGAGGAAUUCUGCCAUUGCUGCAGCGUGCUACCUUGGUUCAGACAUUUGGACAGAGGAAUCAUGUCUGCCUAAAAGAGGGCUCAAUCACCAUUCCUCCAUAUGCUCCACCUCAGAAAAUGCACACCCAUUUAAUUCCUGAAAAAACUCCUAGAUCCAUUUUUGUUUACUUUCGAGGAUUGUUUUAUGAUGUUGGAAAUGACCCUGAAGGCGGCUACUAUGCAAGAGGUGCAAGAGCAGCAGUGUGGGAGAAUUUUAAGGACAACCCACUUUUUGACAUUUCUACUGAGCAUCCAACUACAUAUUACGAGGACAUGCAACGCGCUGUCUUUUGUCUGUGUCCACUUGGCUGGGCCCCUUGGAGUCCUAGAUUGGUUGAAGCUGUGAUAUUUGGUUGCAUCCCUGUUAUCAUUGCUGAUGAUAUUGUCCUACCAUUUGCUGACGCAAUCCCAUGGGAAGAGAUUGGUGUAUUUGUUGACGAAGAGGAUGUCCCUAAGUUGGACACUAUACUCACAUCUAUCCCACCAGAAGUAAUAUUAAGGAAGCAGAGGUUGCUUGCAAACCCUUCCAUGAAGCAAGCUAUGCUAUUCCCUCAGCCUGCGCAACCAGGAGAUGCUUUCCAUCAAGUUCUAAACGGGCUUGCACGUAAAUUGCCACACGACAAGAGUAUAUACUUGAAACCAGGGGAAAAGAUUUUGAAUUGGACUGCUGGCCCUGUGGGUGACCUGAAACCUUGGUAGAGGUUAUAACAGUUUUUCUUUGAGGCAAUUAGGAUUCUUUAUGUUGCUUGGUCAAAUCCUCCAAGUGUUCAUAGGGGUUGGUUGUAAUUCAGAUGCUGGGUUCAAUUUUCAUUGUAAAUUUUGAUAAUUUUUCCAGACAAUAUAUUAGAUAUGUUGUCCAUUUGCAGCUAUGAUGGAGUUUUCUUUUGUUGUUAUGCCUCUCUUUUAAUAA